Messenger RNA from Micropterus salmoides (largemouth bass), 4398 nucleotides. Its product is annotated as claudin-20. The transcript is spliced from 2 exons. Bases 593 to 1321 code for a protein of 242 amino acids. Lineage: Eukaryota; Metazoa; Chordata; Actinopteri; Centrarchiformes; Centrarchidae. The record is from RefSeq and is a predicted model, not a curated record. Gene Ontology annotation, molecular function: structural molecule activity. Gene Ontology annotation, biological process: bicellular tight junction assembly; cell adhesion. Gene Ontology annotation, cellular component: bicellular tight junction; plasma membrane.
UUGGUUGUUGUCAUGAUAGGAGGAGGGGACGGUUAGUACAGUAGCAGUCGGGAGCAGUACAGUGAGGUUUAGCCGUUUACAAAGUUGUUGUUGUGAGGCAGAGACUGCUUUUCUCCAGCACACAUACACACACUUUAACCCGGCGAGGAGGGAGAGAGAGAGAGAGAUAGAGAGAGACAGAGCGCUACGGUUAUUUCUCUCAGGCUCCGGCAAAGCCUGUGUGGUCUGUGGAGCUGGGAUGCCCUCUGAUGCACUGUUGCUAAGGAAAUGGACGGCUUGAAUGGAUCGGUGGUCCGGGCUGAAUUCUCCUCCGCGCCCCCUCAGCAGCUCACUGGCUUUCAAUGUGUGACUGUGUGUGUUUACAGGAACCACUGCGAACAACGUGACGCGCCAGCUCCAGCUCUGCACCAGCCGGGUCCAGUGGAGCCGCAGAGCUGAGGAACUGGGGAUUUGACUGGCACCCGGUACACCACCAAGGGAGGGGAGAGAGGCGGCUGGGCAGUGGGGUCGACGAGCCCGGCUGGCGCUGGGUGAAUGCUGCCUGGCGAGGACAAGGGCUGAGGCGGCAGCAGCAUCAACUUGUACAAGGAGCAUGGCAUCCACGGGCAUGCAGAUAUUUGGAUUUGUCCUUGCGCUGUUGGGCAUCAUGGGUGCCAUGGUGGCCACUCUGCUGCCCAACUGGAAGGUCAGCGCAGAUGUGGGCUCCAACAUCAUCACAGCGAUUUCCCAGAUGCAGGGUCUAUGGAUGGACUGCACAUGGUACAGCACAGGCAUGUUCAGUUGCACGCUUAAGUAUUCGGUGCUUUCACUACCUGCGUAUUUGCAGACUGCCCGCACCACUAUGGUGCUCUGCUGCGUACUGGCUGCCAUGGGCCUCUGCCUUGCAUCCCUGGGACUAAAAUGCACACGAUGGGGAGGAGGACGGCGCUCUAAGCGGCAUGCUGCGAUCGCCAGUGGUGGCUGCUUUGUCGCUGCAGGCUUUCUGUGUCUGGUGCCUGCUUCCUGGUUCACCAACGAGGUCAUCACCAACUUCCUGGACUCCAGUGUGCCCGAGAGCAAUAAGUUUGAGCCUGGGGGUGCCGUGUACGUGGCCUUUGUUUCGGCAGGAUUCCUCUUCAUGGGGGGGUCCAUCUUCUGUAUGUCCUGCUCGGGGAAGAGGCAUGGCCCCCAGGACAUGGUCCUGCUCCCUCCCCCUGACAAAUUGCUGCUCCAGCAGCAGCAGCAGCAACAGCUGCUCCAGCAGCAGGAGCUCCAGCACCAGUACUGCUCUCUCUCCCCGUUAGACAAUAAGACUGGCUACAGCCUGCAGGACUAUGUGUAAUAAAGCAGCGCUGUUUAUGCUACGGCUAAAGUGAGACAAGCCUGAGGGGAAACCAUCACGGCUUAUGCUACACACUAGGCUCUAAUCCAGAUGGAGGUGGAGAAAAAAUGAGAAAGGAGGGCAACAACUUUGAAUUCAUUUUCCCUUCUCCUCUAUCUUGCGCUUCUCCCUUUUUCUGUUUUGCAAGCACAAGCAGUGGAGGUAUUCCCUAAACAGCGCCUUGGAACAAACAGUGUGAAUGUGUAAGGAGCCGGGAUAAGGUGCUGCAGCAUCGAAGCAAGCCGCUUACUAAACGCAGACAUCCUUCAUCAGUAAAUCACAGAAAGAGUUCCCUGGGGAAUGGAUUAAGCAAAUAAGGAAGGCUUCCGUGUAGAUUUUUUCCCCAUCGCCAAAGGUUUGAAUUGAAAGAAAAAAAAGCAAUCAUUUAGCUGCUAUUUACAAUCGUUUGGUAACCUCCAAAUUGACAAAAUAGGCAAUAUAACACCUGAGAGUAGUAGGUGGAAACCCUUUCAUAGCAAGCCAUUGUAGUUUUAUGUAUACUUAUCCACUAGAAUGCUACGUGGAAUUGAUUGAAAUAAAUGGUAAUAUUUUUGUUAGCUACUAGAAUGAUGUUGAUAUUUUUGCCUCUAAAGCAUGCUGUGUGGAGCCUGUCUGUGUAUUAAUACAGAGGAAUGCCUGGUAGAAGACUGAGACAUAGCCACACAAUGCCUGUGCCUGAAAAGAUGUAGAAACAUUACCCUGCUGUAACUGUUCAAAGAGGACUGUCAGGAGGAGUAGAUGUGGGCUGCUGGGCUGGAUUUGAGACAGAAAAUGCAGACAAACAGUUGCCUGCUUCUCGCUCUGCAGGUGGAAAGAUGAGAGAGAUGGAGAGAAAUUAACGGAAAGAGAUUCAGUCCUUUAGACGAGUGGACUAUCUGAUGUGCUGCUUUUCUAUUUCCAUCCAGACAAAACCAUACUACCUGUAAAUAACAGCUACCCGUCCCAAACCAUCUACCCAUCCCUGCACGCCCUCAGACAUGCACACCCACACACUUACUCAUGCUCUUGUGUGUCUUUGUGUACAUAGUAAACACUCGCCGGCUUUUUGCAUGUGCUUUUCACUCCUGUCAUCCUCCUCCACACUACCAUGGUAACAGAAUUUGGAUUUCGAACAUCUUUAUUGUCUGGGGGUAUGUGCAUGUCAGUCAGUGAUUUGUAAUUGUUUAGGGGGGGGGUCUUUUUCUCCAGCCAGAAGCUUUAAUCAGAGCCUCGGCUCACAGUGCUCUCACUAAUCCUCUUUAUUAGCCAGUGACAUGAGGCAGCAUCCCUGUUACGUGGUCAGAGGUUUUGGAAAAUGCUCUUCUUUGCUAUGGUGUCUAUAGCAUGCAAGUAGUCCCAUAGGGAUGAACCGAUGUUUAAUGGUGCAGUGGCAGCGAGGCAAAAAAAAUAAACAAGCAGACAAGGAGAAGCUUCUUGAGUCAUGGUGGACUGGGUAUCUGCAAAAAAAGGUUUGAGUCAUUCUCCAUAUGUGACUUGUUUUCCAAGUGAGUCAGCGUAUGCUACCAGUCUGCACCUGCAGACGGUCUCCGUGUCUUAAAUUGCAGCCACUUGACUGUGUCACCAUUCCUCUUUUUUCCUCCCACACUCACCCUGUUCUGCUUGUGUCACAUGUCACAUGGAUGUGAUCGCUGACCAGAGAAAGCUGAUGCAUGUUGAAAGCAUGGUCCUACUCUCAUUUCCGCAGCAAUGUUAACGCUUUCACACAGUCAUGUUCCUGAGUGUGUCUACUUUUUAACGAAGGAAAGAUAUUGGAGCAGUAUUGUUUUUCCUGCUUGAGACAGGCCUUGGCAUUGAUGUAUAGAACUGCACAUUCUCUCCUUCUCUCUCAUAAACAUGCAGCUUCCUGGGGGAGAGCAGAUGGCUAAGCCCAGCUCGCCACCUGCAGGCUGCUGUCAGCACGCCAUGGGCAUCUCUGUGGGCACCACUGCCGGCCCUGGCAGCCCUCGAGGGCCAGGUUUCUACCCCACUCUGACUUAGUCAGGUUGCCCAGCACAGCCUAUAGCCGACAUAACUGGCCUCCUGACAAUAACUCACUGCCCAGGCACCAUAACCAAUGCAAUAAACAAGGUAAAGAAUGUGCCAUGUCAUCAACUAAUACUGACACGUUAUGUGUUUCGAGAAUGUGCCAAAUUGUCUCAUGAUGACACGUUUUAAUACUGUCUGGAGUUCUUUCUGUUUAUUUUUUUAUCGCGUUGUUUGUACAUGAAUUAUACAUUAGCAAAUGUUUUAUGGAUUUGUGAUUUGUUCUGCCAGACUAAGUCUCAAGUCAACUAGAUGCUUGUGUACAGUCCAGUGCAGCUUUUGAGGGUUAUUCUAAAUCCUCUUUAUUCCUCAUUUCCCAAAGCACAGCAAGACUUCACUUGGCAUGAGUGUUUCAUUGGAAAGACACAAGUGUGGUAUUUUCUAAAUGAAAAAAAUAAAAAUAAAAACUGUCUGUAACAACUGUACACAAGUAUCUAGGCUGUUAAAGGUGUUUGUUUUGGGGGAAUCAGGAUUCCCUCAGAUUGUUUCUAUACAACAUACAAUAUCAUGUUCAUACCAUAUCUUCUUUAUAAGAAGACUACUCGAUGCACCUUUGCUUGUGUUACUUUACUUGACAGCAGUUUCUUUCAAAUGGCUGAGCAUUCCAAGCGUCCAGGACCAGAACAAAUACAUAAACAACUGGCACUCUGGGAAAUGAGGGAGCGAUUUCUGUCUGAUAGGAUUCAGCAGGGAAACGGGAGCUAGAGAUUUCUCUUUUUUUGUUACUGUGCAGCUUGAUCAUCAGCACGCAAUUUCAUCAGCUUAUAAAUGGCCAGAGUGCAAAGUGACUAGGUCCUAAAAGUCUAAAGAGUUACAACUCUUCUGCUUAUACUGUACCAAUACAUUCAGUUAUCAUUUUGAUAAUUGCAGCUUAUUUUUGUGGAUGCUUUAGCACUUCUUACUUUGCCAGAGCAUAUUUGUGAUGAUGAACAGUUCACAAGUUCUGAUACAGUUGUCUCAAUGUGCUUGUGCGAGUAGUUCUAUUUUUUACCAAUAAAACUAUUUUGUGAAAGCAA